This is a messenger RNA of Homarus americanus (American lobster), 6987 nucleotides long. RefSeq names its product zinc finger protein Xfin-like. The transcript is spliced from 8 exons. Lineage: Eukaryota; Metazoa; Arthropoda; Malacostraca; Decapoda; Nephropidae. Gene Ontology annotation, molecular function: RNA polymerase II cis-regulatory region sequence-specific DNA binding; DNA-binding transcription factor activity. The coding region runs from base 844 to 4410 and encodes 1188 amino acids. The record is from RefSeq and is a predicted model, not a curated record. Gene Ontology annotation, biological process: regulation of transcription by RNA polymerase II.
CACAUCUUGCCGCUCUGGGGAGAUGUGCCACUCGCAACAAAUGGCCACAAGAAAAUUUGCAGUAUAACAUUACAUAUUAUAGAAUUAGUAUAUCCUACGUGGAAAGAUGUGUGUACAUGUAUUUUUUAUAAUUCAUAUGAAUGAUGUGUCUAAUUUUAAUAUUUUAAAAUAAGUGACUGUAGCACAAGUGUAAAUGUGGCACCAUCGCUGGGUGGUGGGGACGGGCGGGUAUCGGUGGAGUCGGCAGCACAACCAUAGAUGUCGACGGCUGGAGUUUGAUUCCUACAUCAUCAGCCAAUUGUGGCCGUUGGUAGCUGUAAUAGGCUACAUCCAACACAGCACAUGAGCCUGUACACUCCCUAGGGCAGCUACAUAAUCCAAGCCUAUUGAAGAAUGAUUUGAUUGCUACAAAUAAUUGGUCAACAUUAAUAGGUGGCACGAAACGGGACUUAAAAUUGGAGACCCUCACUGUAGAAGGUAGCUGACUGUGUGACACAUCCAGCAGUGCACAUGCUGCCCCCCCAGCUGGCUCACCUGUGUUCCUCCACCAAUAUCGUCUCACAGAGAAAUUGCAUCAAACUUGCAGUUUGAUAUAGAAAUGCUGCCACACUGAAAAAAUUACAUCUUUUCAAAAUUAUUUACAGCUUUCACUUUUAACUUAUGUCUUAUGGUAGGACAUAAAUCAUGUGUGGGAAAUAAAGAAUAAGUGCUGGCUAUGUUUACUGAAAAUUGCCACCUAAAAAGGUACAAUAUAAAACUGACAUUAGAUAUUUAGAAACAUUAAUAAAUGAGACGAAAUUUGUAUUUUUGUAAGAAAUUUUUACCGGUAAAUAACGGUGGAGGAUGGAGCACCUUGGAGGGGCUAGUGUUGGGUGGUACAACUGGGAUCUAGUGACAAAUAAGGUUCAAGUAGAUCUUAUGAGUGCUGAUGUAGCCCACCAGAUAAAUCAGCAGGUUCAUGCCUCUUAUGGCACUCCGCAACAUGUGUCUGUUCAGCUCGCUGUUCCUCAAGCUCCACGAUCAACACAUGCCUUAUCUGCUGACACACCUAACACUGCUAAUGUUCCUAAACCUCCUGGGCCACGACCGCCAAGGGUGCGAAAUGCUCAUGGUGAGCGAGUUUCCUGCUUAGAAUGUGGUAAAACAUAUGCAUGCAAUGCAAAUCUUCGUGAUCAUAUGCGAAUACAUACUGGUGAAAGGCCAUUUAUUUGUGAUGAAUGCGGGAUGACUUUUACCCAAAGAUCAAAUCUUAGAAUGCACAAACGUGUCCAUACUGGUGAGAGGCCAUACAUGUGCGGUGUGUGUGGAAAAACAUUUUCUAGGUCAUCACAUCUACCGGGUCACAUGCGGCAACACACGGGGGAAAAGCCUUAUACAUGUGAAGAAUGUGGGCAAACUUUUACCACAAGUCAGAGCAUGAAAAAUCAUAAGCGCAUUCACACUGGGGAGAAGCCGUAUGUAUGUGAUGUUUGUGAUACUGCCUUCACUCAGAGUUCUACAUUGUCUACUCACAAAAAGUCGCACACAGGUGAUAAACCUUUUAAAUGUGAUAUUUGUAAUAAAAGAUUCAUAUUCCGUUCUGGACUAAAUGAACAUAUGAUUGUACAUAGCAGAGAUAAACCAUACCAGUGUGAUCAGUGCCACAAAAGAUUCAAAUACUCAAAUUACCUGUCGAAGCACAAAAAGAAAUAUUGCGGUAAUGAUGGAUACCGUAAACGAUGGCAAAAAUCAGGGAUAAAGAAAUCUUCGGGACGAAAAGUAAACUGUGUCCGUAAACCUACCUCAUCCACAAGGGUUCCAGCCCCUCACACAUUAAGUGAGGUACAGGUUAAUAUUGAUGAAGAUGAUGAUGAUGUUAUUUCUCUUCAUGAUGAUGAAGAGGAAGAAGGAGAGGAUACAGAAGAAGAAAGGCUAGAACAAUUACGUCGAAAUCGAACAUCUCGAUUUGAGAGGCGAAGGGAAAAAAUACCCCUACAUAUUUCUGAUGAUGGAGAUUGGAAAAAAGCUUGGAUAAGACAGGGCUUCAAGUACCUGAAGAUAAAUAGUUUACCAGCAAAGCAUCCUAGAAGAGCCAGGGCGGUUUCGCACAACAGGGUAUUUCCUACGCCUGGGAACACUGCUGUGAGAGAAGAGAGUCGGUACUGCAGUCCAUUUGAGCUUCCGUUUGCCAUCUACUCGCUUGGUCUCAAAUUGAUCACCCUCAAAAUGUUCCUGCAAAGUGUUAUGACAAUUAGAAGGCUGUUGCAGUUCCAGCGUGCUCAAAUGGUGACCCCAGCAGUUUCUGUAGCAACUGUGCCAACAUCUACCAUGAGUGCUUACAGCUUAAGUAGUUUGGAGGAUUUCCUUGUACCUACCCCAGUGCAAGUUGAACUUGGGGGCAAUGUAGUAAGGCAAAUCAGUCAACAAAUACAGCAUGUUCAUUUUGCAAAUGUGGCUCAAGUGCAACCAGUCCAGCUAACAGCAACUUCUACUCCAGCUUCAAGAACCUCAGAGAGUCCAACACCAGCAAUGGAAACACAAGUAGGAGCAUCUGUUGAGCCACCACAACCACCGAAGCCAUCACCAAGACCUCGUGUUCGUAGUGGUACUGGUGAACGUGUAAUGUGCCCUGAUUGUGGAAAGUCUUUAGCGUGUGGGGCAAAUCUUGCUGAGCAUAUGCGUACACAUACAGGGGAACGUCCUUUUGUGUGUGAUGAGUGUGGAGCUUCCUUUGCUGCCAAAUCAAACUUAAGGACUCAUAAAAGGCUGCACACUGGUGAGAGGCCUUAUAUGUGUGGUGUUUGUGGUAAAACCUUUUCUCAGAGUUCUCAUCUACCCAGCCAUAUGCGAGUGCACACAGGAGAAAGACCUUACCAAUGUCCUGAAUGCCCCAAGUCUUUCUCUUCAAGUACUACUUUAAGAAAUCAUCUUCGCAUUCAUAAAGGUGAUUGUCCAUUUAAAUGUGAGUUGUGUGGAAGAGGCUUUGUUUGUAAAUCAUGGCUACAGGACCAUUAUAAAGUUCAUACUGGAGAAAAGCCUUUCCAGUGUGAUAUUUGUAGUAAGUGGUUUAAAGAUAAAUCAUACAUAACUAAACAUAAAAUGAAAUAUUGUGGUAAUGAUGGGUACAAAAAGCGUUGGAGAAGACCAGGAGUUAAGAAACCACCUGGCCGGAAACCAGGUGGUUUGGCAAAGACAAAAAUUCUUGAUGAAGAUGAUUCAGAUCAGCUUAAACGGCCUAGGGGACGACCCAAGGGAUCAAAAAACAAGAGAGGAAGAAAAAGAAAGCCAAAAAAUAUACGUAAAAAACGACGUAAUGCAGCCACUGAUUCUGAUGCCGAAUUUGAAGAAAUGUUACAGGAACAUGAAUCUGAUAGAAUAGAAUUACCCAAGUCAGAAGGGGCUUCCAGUAAUGCUGAGGAAGGAGCUGACUUAGAAUUACUUGACCAGUCACAUCAACAGCAUCAGGAACACCACCAUGACCAAGAACAACAGGAUGAGUACCAUCAACAUUACCAAUUUGAGCUACAGCAAGAACAUCAUUCACAGUCAGGGACUCACUCAAGCAAACCAAAUGAUUCUCUCACUAUGCCCCACAUUCCUGUUGUGCAACUCCAUGUUGCUAUUCCUCAUUCUUCAUUGCAGACUCAUGUGCAACAAAAUCAUAUUCAUCAAACACUUUCCCAACCACAAGACCUAAUUCAGCCCCAAAAUCUAACUCAGUCUCAGAAUCUAGUUCAGCCCCAAAAUCUAACUCAGUCUCAGAAUCUAGUUCAGCCCCAAAAUUUAACUCAGUCUCAGAAUCUAGUUCAGCCCCAAAAUCUAACUCAGUCUCAGAAUCUAGUUCAGCCCCAAAAUCUAACUCAGUCUCAGAAUCUAGUUCAGCCCCAAAAUCUUAUUCAGCCCCAGAAUCUUGUUCAACCCCAAAAUCUUGUUCAGGCUCAAAAUCUUGUACAGCCACAAAACCUGUCCCAACCCCAAAACCUUCAUCAACCACAGAAUCUCUCCCAACCACAAAAUCAUUCACAACCUCAUAACCUUUCUCUUACACAAAGCUUGUCACAACCACAAAACCUUUCUCUUGCUCCUAAACUUGUUCAGUCUCAAAGUAUUCAUCAGCCUCAAAAUCUUUCUCAGCCACAGAACCUUUCCCAACCACAGAAUUUAUCACUGCCUCAAAAUCUGUCACAACCUCAUAAUCUGUCCCAAACCCAAACAAUUCCCCAACCUCAGAAUCUCUCUCAGUCCCAAAAUUUGUCACAACCUCAAAACUUGUCUCAGCCACAAAAUUUGUCACAAAACGAUAAUAUACCUCAGCCUCAAAAUCUCUCUCAACCCCAAAAUUUAAGUCAAACACACGUGUCUCUCCAAGAUCAUUUGAACCAGCUUGGACAGUCUCACCAGACAAUACAUAUGGUUUAUUAUAAUUCAUGAACUAAUAAUUUGGUUCAAGAUAUGACUGUUUAUUGAUCAAAUUUUUCAGUAAUAGUUAGUAAGCAGUACUGUAUCAAUAUUUUUAUGUGGAAAAAUUAAUGUGUAAUACAGUAUUAUAAACAGUAUGAGUUUAAAAGUAUUGAAAAAAAACUAGAAUGUUGUGUUAGUGACAGCAAUAAUAACAAAAUAUUUAUUUUUGGCUAAAAAAGUACAGUACAGUUCCAUAAGAAAUCACUAAAAUUCUUUGAUGCCUUCAUGGUUUCCUUUCUUUUCUCUGUGAGCUUAUGCCUUCUGUAGGACCAGCUGUACAAAAUUACAUCUGUACAGUAUACUUGUCUUUUCCUUCAUAGUUCAUACUUGUAGAUCACAAAUCAUUUCCUCAACCAGAGUUGGGUGGAUGAUAUAGAUCAGCCUCAAACAUUCAUUACCAACUGUGCCCCUGGUAUUAUAAUUGCGUUAGAAACUAUACUAUACCUCAGUCCAUUCUUUCAUCUACAGUUACUGUAUGCUGAAGGGAAGAAAAAAAAUCAGGAUACAUUUUGUCAACUUUAACUUUUAAAGACCAAACAGCUACACUUAAAAAAAUUGCCGAGAUAUUGUACAUCAUGGUUUACUUAUCAGAAAAGUGAAACAACUCUACCACUUACUUUAUUAACUUUACUCUCUUCUUGCACACUCAGUUUUAUGUUUAGUAUUUUGAUAUUUAUAUCCAAUAAUGUAGCUAAUAAAGUUAGUGAAGGGUAGUGCAAGAAGGACAUAUUUCUAACAGUCACUAAUUGUAAACUACUGUACUUGACUGAUGUGUGAUGUCUAGAAACAAUGUUCAGUUAUUUAUUUAGAUUACAGUACUGUACUGCACAGUACUUUAUAAUCCAGGUUAUUUUUAUUGACACAAGAGGCGAGGUAGUCUCCAUGUACUGUAAUUAAAGAUAUUUUAAUAUGUAAAAAAGCAAGGGUGUUUUCAUCAGGUAAGGUAGUUUUAAAGAAUCAAGUGAAAUAAUGAGCUAAAUGUUAGAAAAAUAAUGAUAAAAAUGCCAGACCAAGAAAAAGGUGUGCAGUUGGGGCCAGAAGUACUGUACUGUAUUAUUGUACAGGGUGUGUACAAUACUUGCAAUUGAAGUAAGAGGCCCAUGCAUUAAAAUUCUUUCACUAACACCUUUGCUUCUGCAACAGUAGCUCUUCUAUGAACAUCCAGGGCCAACACAGUUACCGUACAUUGAGAAUGGAAUUGGAAAUUUAAAUAAAAAAAAAAUCUCCUUGCCCAACACUUACUUUUGCUUUUUUGUUUUUUAUUUCAUCAUGCAAGUUUAUUGUAAAUGUGUUUUAAGUGCAGCAUUAUGGUAAAUUUUGGACCCACAUGAUGCCUUCUAAUUCCAGCUUUGUAAUAUGGUCAGUGAUAUGUCUCAUAAAUCUGCAGUGCAGUAAAAUAUGUGGACAUUAUAAAAGUCUAAAAAAAAUCUGAAGAUAUUAAAGAUACUGAUAAUUCUCCUUUCAGAAAGUGGAGAAAACAUAUUUUCUUAUCUCGUUUUUUAUACGGCCAUUAUGAAUAAUUGUGAUACAUUUCAUAAGAUUGGACUUGAAGUUCAAUUGUUUGCCUAAAUCUUUGAACAGAAAACUGAAUUACAGGGGUCCCCCAUUAUUUGUAAAGGGUACAUAUUAAAAAACAGAGAUGAAUCCUGAAACAACUAAUGGCAGGUAAUUUUUCCCAAUAAUAAUUAAUGAAAUAAGAAGGUUACAUUCCUAUUUGUCACUAAUAUCAUUCCCGACGAAAAAAGGGAAUUUUUGUCAUUAAAUAAUAUAAGGCUGGGUUAUACUCUGAUUCAUUGCCACUAUACCCUAUGACAUUAAAUAAGUACGGGUAUCCAAUAUAUAAUUACCUUUACAAUAGUACAGUAUGUAGUUUUUGCACACUGACCAUUAUCUAAUCAUAAUUCUAUACUCUAUUGUCCUACUUUUUGUGUCCCUCUUACACUGAGGCUCACUCUUUGCUCUUAACACACACCAUGGACCGAUGACAGUAUUGUAACACAAGAGAUAUUGUAGGAUAAAAUGCACAGAAAUCUUGGAAUCAUUAUUAACUGGACAAAGCAAAUAACACACUAUUAAUAUAUUUUGUGAUUUACUUUUUGAUACUGUACAAACCUAACAUAUUAGAAUACUGUACUGUACUGUACUGUAUUUAAAUAAUAUCAUUUUAUACACUACAUAAAGGUAGUUGAAGUGUUUGUUCCUCUUAGACCCAUAGUGUAAGUACAGUACCACAAAGCCACAACAAGCUUUCACAAGUAACUGUCCCAUAAACAUACUAAUAUUUCAUCUAAUCACAUUUCAUUGAUGAUUAUUACCCUGGUAAUAUAAUUUAUUUCAUAAAUUACUGUUUUCAAUACAAUUCACAAGAUAUUUAGAUAUAUCUCUGCACACUAAAUACAGUAUUGGUAACUGUAGUGUCCUGUUUGUCUUAAAUUCAUAAUGAACUGUUAACCAUAAUGAGCUUGUGUAAGUUAAACUCACUGCAGUAAUACACCCCUGUAUUUCCACUAAACACAUUUUAUUAACAAACUUAAUAUAGUUCAUAAA